AUGGAGAGGAGGAAGUACUUCCAUGACUUCUCACCUCGGGGAAUGAGCCAGGAGUGUAAUGACGGGGAAGAAGCACAAAAAUACUACAGUCGCCUGCACCCUAGCCCAUACUCUACAGGAGUGCAAGGGCAAUGUGUGAAAGUCCGUGCAGUAAAGCUCAGGAGAACAGGAGAUCCAUCAGAGGGCUGUGUGUGUGCGCGUGUGCAUUUGCCCAUCUCAAGAGUAUCCCUGUCCGUUCCCCCUGAGAGACAGAAGCUCUUAACAACGUCGAAAGUUGCCUACUUCAAGAGGAAGUAUGCGGAGGAGGAGGAUGUUCAUGGCAGCCUACAUGGAUAUCUACAAAAACACUUGAUACUCCGUGAGGAGCGCAGCUGCAUACUACGCCUCUCCCUGGAGAAGCUGCGUUUCCUGGAUGACCCCGAGGCCUACCUGCGUCGCUCAGUCCUCAUCAACAACCUGCUGAGGAAGAUCCACCACGAUGAGGAGGGGCACGAACCACAGGAGACGGAGGACCAAGAGGAGAGGGAUGCAGAUACCCAGAAACUAUUCUGCUCCAGCAGGAAGAGACUGAAGGUCAUGGUGGCGGCAUCCGAGUGCGAUGCACAGAACUUUAGCUACGCAGAGGUUCCUCAAUACAGGCUGGUGUCGUACGCCUCAUCCCCAAGUGCAAUAUGCAUCUGUGGGCUGGGCAGCUGUCCUGCCCUGGCCUCCAGCCAUGGAGCUCCUGUUCUGGUAUAUGACUUGGAUGAUCAUGGAUGAAAGGGGUGGGUGAAGAUCUUGGCUUAAGGAAUAAAAAGAUUUCAGUCGUCUGAUGUGCGCUCUUGAUGACUGUGUUGACAAGGUGUUGUGUGUCAGGGCUGGUCGAGAGAAAAAUGCUGUAUGUUGCUUGUACUUGGAAGCUAAGGGCCAGCUAUGGAAUAUGAACCAUGGCUACUAUAGCUGUGUCUGGGGGAAACCCUCCAGAACCGCAGCCAGUAUCAGGGUCUGUUUGUCAUCUCUCUCUCUCUCUCUGUCUAUCUAUCCAUCUAUCUUUCUGUCUAUCUCUGAUUCUUUAGCAUAUGUGUCUGUCAAAAGGAUGACUUAACUGUUGUAAUUUCAAAACCUUGUAUGAAUCUGAAAAUAUAUUUUUGCUGAUGUGAGGUAUGAUGCUUGUUUUUUUCAGGGAUAUGAACUCUAAAGAAGCCAUGCAUGUGUUUUUGUAAACUUACAUGAUGCCAAACCAGGGUCUUAAUGAAGCGCUUUGUUUUGUCCUGAGACAGUCACACCUUGUCUUUGAAUGUAGAAUCAGUGUGAGAAACGCUGACUAAAACGGAAUCAUUAUGAAAUUUCAAGUCUUACAGGUUACCAAGUGAAUAAUAGAGUUUAGCAGAGCUACUGAGCAGUGGUAUUCUAAAAAUGGGCAAAGACACAAAACUGGUCACAUUCGGUGACUUCUUGCUAAACCUCAGCAUUCUACUGCCCCCUAGUGUUCAGAUCACUGAUAGACUCAAUCAAAUCUAUAUGAAUUUCAGACUGGUGAAAAAUUCCCGAAAGCCAACCCUGCUUCUUUAUUCGUCGGAAAGAUCAGGCUCUCUACAGUGUAGCUUCAGCUAUAGAUACACAUCUGUCUCAGAGACUCAUUGUGCAGUGCUUUUUAACGUUUGUGGUACAUUUUUUGUUUCUGUGUAAACUGCUCUAAAGCCACGAGGAUGUGCAUUGAAUUUAUCUAUUUCUGGGUAUGUGUGUCAAGAGAAAUAGGCUGAAUAUCAAUGACCAAAUAAAUGGCAGUAAUUUUGAUCACUGUGGAGUGGCCAGUGCUCCGCAAUUAGGCCUACUUGCAAUGUUAUGGUUUGUCCCAAUUACGUACAAAUAGACAUUAAAACUAAUGUUUUGUAUGUUAUCAUUAUUUCAUUUUUUUAAAUUUCAUUUGAAUGUUUUAAAAUGCAAACAAAACAUUGCCAAAUAUUUACAAAGUAGCAAUUGCAAUUUAUCUAUUUUUGAGGUGAUUGACAUUAAAACUGUUAAUACCACCUGAA
This is a messenger RNA of Clupea harengus (Atlantic herring), 2015 nucleotides long. RefSeq lists its product as uncharacterized. Lineage: Eukaryota; Metazoa; Chordata; Actinopteri; Clupeiformes; Clupeidae. The record is from RefSeq and is a predicted model, not a curated record. The coding region runs from base 1 to 759 and encodes 252 amino acids. The transcript has 5 exons.